AUGAGAGAAAUAGUUCACGUACAGGUCGGGAGAUGUGGGAACCAGAUUGGCUCGAAGUUUUGGGAAGUGAUAUCUGACGAGCACGGAAUCGACCCCUGUGGCCGCUACCAAGGAGACUCUGAUUUGCAACUCGAGCGGAUCAAUGUCUACUACAACGAAGCGUUUGGAGCUAAAUAUGUUCCUAGAGCUGUUCUUGUAGAUCUCGAGCCCAGUACCAUGGAUUCAAUCCGAGGCGGACCCUACGGCUCUAUCUACCGUCCAGAUAACGUAGUCUGCGGUGCCUCAGGCGCAGGCAAUAACUGGGCUAAAGGACAUUACACCGAAGGGGCAGAUUUACUUGAAACAGUCCUCGAUGUGGUCAGGAAGGAAGCGGAAGGCUGCGAUUGCUUGCAAGGCUUCCAAUUAGUCCAUUCUCUUGGAGGAGGUACAGGAUCAGGCAUGGGCACUUUGCUGCUCGCUAACUUAACCGAAGAAUACCCAGAUCGAAUUACUGCCACAUACUCAGUGGUUCCAAGUCCAACAGUUUCAGACACAGUCGUUGAACCAUACAAUGCCACUUUAUCUGUGAAUCAAUUAAUAGAGAAUUCAAUCCAGUCUUACUGCAUCGAUAACGAAGCUUUGUAUUACAUAUGCCACAGAACGUUGAAGCUCAUGACGCCUACGUACGGGGAUCUGAACCAUCUGGUGUCUUUAACGAUGUCUGGCGUGACAACGUGUCUGCGGUUUCCAGGGCAACUUAACGCGGAUCUACGAAAGUUAGCGGUCAAUAUGAUACCCUUUCCGAGGCUGCACUUCUUUAUGCCCGGCUUUGCACCGCUGACGUCAAGAGGUAGUCAGCAGUACCGCGCUCUCACGGUACCAGAAUUAACACAACAAAUGUUCGACGCAAAGAAUAUGAUGGCGGCUUGUGACCCUCACCGCGGUCGCUAUCUCACUGUAGCCACCGUCUUCCGGGGAAGAAUGUCAAUGAAGGAAAUAGACGAGCAAAUCCUUAACGUGCAGAAAAAGAAUAAGGACUUUUUCGUCGAAUGGAUCCCAAAUAACGUGCAGACUGCGGUUUGUGACAUCCCGCCCAGAGGAAUGAAAAUGUCCGCGACAUUCAUUGGGAAUACAACCGCGAUCCAGGAAAUUUUCAAGAGGAUUUCGGAGCAGUUUGCAGCGAUGUUUAGUAGAAAAGCUUUCCUACAUUGGUACACAGGCGAGGGUAUGGAGGAGGGAGAUUUUGCUGAAGCUGAUAACAAUGUCAGUGAUCUGUUAUCGGAGUACCAGCAGUAUCAGGAUGCGACCAUUGACCAGGAGUUCGAAGACGAAGAAACAGUAGAAGAGCAAAACGACGACAGUGAUGAACAAUAA
Bombyx mandarina (wild silkworm) is the source of this 1353-nucleotide messenger RNA. RefSeq names its product tubulin beta chain. Lineage: Eukaryota; Metazoa; Arthropoda; Insecta; Lepidoptera; Bombycidae. Gene Ontology annotation, molecular function: GTPase activity; structural constituent of cytoskeleton; GTP binding. Gene Ontology annotation, cellular component: microtubule. Gene Ontology annotation, biological process: microtubule-based process. The record is from RefSeq and is a predicted model, not a curated record.